GAAGAAUGACGCGCUCCACAGUCUGCUCAGGUGAGCCAGGUGUGUCCCAGCUGCUCGUGGGUGCAGGCGCGCGACAGGAACGUUUCCUGUGUUUGGAUUUUAUUUCUUUUCUGAGCAGAGAGAAGAAGAUCGAAGUGGUUUCCUGUGGGUGAUGUCUCCUCGUGCUCUGAUUGGAGCUGCUCUGCUGCUCUGUUUCACAGGAGGGUCCUCAGUUGGUGUUCUGUCACAGACGGUCCAGGCUCUGGCAGGCGGGGAUGUCAUCCUGCCCUGCAGUUUCAACACCAACGGCGGCAAGGACUUUCCAACAACGGUGGAGUGGUCCAAAGAGGGCCUGCAUCCAAACGUCAUCUUCCUGUACAGGGAUCGCUGUGAGACUCAUGAGAUGAAGAAUCCCGCCUUCGAGUACAGAACGAGCCUCGUGACGAGAGAACUGAAGAACGGAAACAUCUCUUUGAGGAUCUCUAACGUGCAGCUGUCCGAUGCAGGGACGUAUCGGUGCAUGAAGAUGUGGAGGAACGCCCCGCGGGACAUCACAACACUGGAGCUACUCGUCGGGGCGGUUUCUGAGCCAAGACUCUCCUUCACAUCAGCUGAGAGCGGAGGCGUGGCUCUUCAGUGUGAAGCCAACUGCUGGCAUCCUGUACCUGACAUCACCUUUCUGGAUCAUCAGGGAAAUGAAAUCUCUGCUGCUGAUGAACAGAGAAAAGUUCAAGAUGGCCGAGGAUGUUCCACAGUGACACGACGAUUGACUCUCCAGGAAGCGACCAAAAGGGUCGCCUGCAGAGUAGACCAGCCCAACACCAAACAGACCAGAACCACAGAGACCCUCAUACCAGACGGCUGCAUGAGAUCAUGUUUUCAAACCGCUGGCAUCGCCGCCGGAGGGACCCUUUGUCUUCUGUUGACUCUGUGUGGAUUGGCUUUCUUCUUCUGGAAGAGGCGGGGCAAAUCUGGUGGAUUCAGAGUGAGCAGGCAGUCUUCAAAUGAAAGUGCAGCUCGGGGUUCCUUUGAGAACCAGUCGUUCCUGCAGGCCGUCACCGUUGACAACAUGGACAAUCUGUCCCGAGAGGUGGCUGACCUCAAGCAGAAACUUCAGGACACCAUCCGCCAGCUGGAGGUCGUCUCGGGGGCUCCGCUCAUUUCUUCUUUUGGCGGCCUAACAGCAAGCGGCGCUCCAGAGCCGACCCCCAGAGAACACCGCAUCGUCAGCAACCCCGAGGUGUUGAACAUCACUGCGUCCCUUCCUCCUUCAGCCGACACCUCGAAGAAGAAUAGGUACAGCUUGGACAGUCAGUUGAUGAGUUCAUCUUCAGCUCAGUACGCUCCGGACGCUUCCAGCCACAGGCGUCGACACUCCUCAGUGCUUCCACGUGCUUUCAAACUCCACUCGGGUCUCCAAGAAGAGUCCCAGCCCUUCAUGUGAUGAGAGCGCCCCAGCAGAGCUCGCUGCUUUAUGAACAUGUUGUUUUACCCGAUGAGUCAAAAUAAGAUUCAGUAUUCCAGCCUGAAGAUACGUAGACCCUCACACAGACUUAAUUUAUUGAUUCAUAUUAAUUGUACUUUUUAAUUCUUUGUAUUUAUUGUGAACUCAGGAAUUAAACGUUUGUGUCUUUUUACA
Molecule: messenger RNA, 1618 nt
Organism: Labrus bergylta (ballan wrasse)
Lineage: Eukaryota; Metazoa; Chordata; Actinopteri; Labriformes; Labridae
Product: butyrophilin subfamily 3 member A2
Biological process (GO): regulation of cytokine production; T cell receptor signaling pathway
Cellular component (GO): external side of plasma membrane
Molecular function (GO): signaling receptor binding
Source: RefSeq, a predicted model, not a curated record